Molecule: messenger RNA, 1224 nt
Organism: Colletes gigas
Lineage: Eukaryota; Metazoa; Arthropoda; Insecta; Hymenoptera; Colletidae
Gene: NiPp1
Product: nuclear inhibitor of protein phosphatase 1
Exons: 6
Coding region: 205-1218 (337 amino acids)
Cellular component (GO): nuclear speck
Molecular function (GO): mRNA binding; protein serine/threonine phosphatase inhibitor activity; protein binding
Source: RefSeq, a predicted model, not a curated record
CAUUAAUAAACACAUGGAGCGUGGGUAGCAACGUCGAUGAUAGAUUGCAACUAAAUUUUAUUAGAAUUUGGUUAACAUGACGUUCUGGUAUCGCUGACAUCGGAUGUGUUUUCCUUCUUAACUCAAUAUUUUCAUCGUUAAAUAGCACAUAAAAAAUUAUUGCAAAGUGCUGAUGGCUAAUCAUUACGAAGUGCCCAAUUGGUUAUGUUUUUCAGGGCUGGGAAGCCACCAGUGGGAUUGCAUUUAGACGUAUUAAAAAAUGAUAAAUUAAUUCAGAAAUUAAUGGUGGAUGAAAAGAAAUGCUAUUUGUUUGGCCGCAAUCAACAAUUAAAUGACUUUUGUAUAGAUCACGCAUCUUGUUCUCGUGUUCAUGCUGCCCUUGUUUAUCAUAAACAUCUAAAUCGUGCAUUUCUUGUCGAUUUGGGCAGCACACACGGAACUUUUAUUGGUAAUAUGAGAUUGGAAGCUCACAAACCUACACAGUUACCGAUCGAUAGUACAUUUCAUUUUGGAGCUUCUACUCGUUAUUAUAUCAUUAGGGAAAGACCACAAACAGGCACAAGACCUAUUAUCGAGGAAUUAGAAAAACUGUCUGAAGAUAUAGAUGCCGGUGGUUUAUUAGGUUUACCAGAAACAGAGACAGAACUUGAUAAUUUAACAGAAUUUAAUACCGCGCAUAAUAGACGUAUAUCUAUGCUGGGUAUAACGGACGAUGAGAUACACAAACAAACGAGAAAACGAAAGAAAAAGGGGAUUACUUUCAACGAUGACGAGGAAGUAAUAAACCCGGAAGAUGUCGACCCGUCGGUCGGAAGAUUUCGUAAUCUUGUACAAACAACCGUCGUUCCCAGUAAAAGAAUGCGUAUGGAAGGCGGAUUGAUAUCUUUGUCAGAGGAUCACAACCCUUUGAAGCACCUUCAACCUACAUCGACUGCGCCUCAGUUGUAUCAAGAUCUACCACCGGAACAGUUUACUCCGUCGUCGUUGUCUCUUAAUCCAUUCUCUAGUGCGUUGUCUUCGUUAACGUCGCGGCUUGGUAUCGCGUUACCAAAUCCAGCGCCCGAGGUAGAGAUGGCGCCUAAUCAAAUACCGACGGAAACGCCCCACGUACCGGAAAUACCAGGACCUACCGAAACACGAACUAUGGAACCAAAAAAGAAAAAAUAUGCCAAAGAAGCUUGGCCUGGGAAAAAGCCUAUACCAACGCUUUUGGUGUAAUAGUAU